AUGAGCAAUCAAUUAUCUAUCGGUAACGAGUUGAAAGAUUCCUUCAAGGAGACCUAUAAAUGGGUAAAUACGAAUAUAAAAUGGUUAAAGGAUAUAGAAGCAUUCUACAGAGAAAGAGCAAAAUUGGAAAAGGAAUAUAGUGAGAGGCUCAAUUCAUUGACAAGUGAGUAUUUCAAUAAGAAAAAUAACGUUACUGUGUCCUUAUCUGUGGGUGAGACCCCAACAAAGACACCCGGUUCUGUUGAAUCAGCUACUGUUGUCACUUGGAAUGAAAUUUUGAAACAGACUGAACAGGUUUCUAAGGACCACAAUCAACUAGGAAAUGACUUUGAGGCCAAAAUCUGUGCCCAACUAAACGGCCUAUACACGAAGUUAGAUAUGACCUUGGGUAAAAUCAAUGGCUUCAACGAAGAAAUGGAAAAUAAAAGAAAAAUAUCCAUGGUAGAAGUUGAGAAAGCCAAAAAGGCAUACGAUGAAUCUUGCGAAAGUAUGGAAAAUGCGAGAAAUAAAGCUACCAAAUCUGGUAAUGAUAGAAAUAAGAGAAAACUUCAAGAAAAAGAAGUCUCAAUGAAUAAUAGUAAAAAUAAUUACCUCAUAAAGAUAAAUCAAGCGAAUAGAAUCAAGGACAAAUUCUAUUUUCAGGAUGUUCCAGAAGUGGUUGAUCUUUUACAGGAUCUAAAUGAGACGAGAAUAUUAUUCUUGAAUAAUAUCUGGCUAAGUGCCAGUGAUGUGGAGAAGAAAUUUAGUGAUAGUAUUACUUCACGUCUCACAGCAUCAAACAAUGUUAUUAAGCAAGACAAACCAUCGCUUGGUACAGCAAUGUUCAUAAAACAUAAUGUAAAAAGUUGGAAGGAGCCAAGCGACUAUCAAUUCAGACCUUCUCCAAUUUGGCAUGAUGAUGAAGCGUUCACAGUACCAAGUGCUCAGGAACUUAAAUUUUUGAAGCUUGAGUUAGCCAAGGCAGAACAACAAUUCGACAAGUUGAAUGAUAUAACUCAAGAUGAGUUGCAGAAAUUGGCAGCGUUUAAUAAAAAGAAGCAAGAGUUGAAAUCCAAUGAGGACACACUUGACGCUAACGAAUUUUAUGAAAAUUUGAAGAAUUAUUUGAAAUUUAUUUCUUCUUUCACAUUGCAUGAGACCAAUAAAUUAGUGGCUGAAGUAUCGAUGGAGAGUAUUCAAAAUAAUGUCCCUAAAGAGAUGGAUUUAUCUACUGAUAAUAUCGAUGUCUCAAAAUUGAAGAAAAAAGGCGGCCUUUUCUCUAAAUUCAAAAAAAAUGUGCUAAAUGUUGAUGCUGGUACUUCAACAAGUACCUCUCAGAAUAAUUCUAAUAGAAUCUCUGUCUUUAGCUCACGUACAAGGUCCUCUACUACAACAACACAAACGGAACAUGAAAAUCAAAGUAUUGAAAGUAACCAUAACAAAAACAAAGUCCUUUACGCAUAUGCAAAACAAGAUGCAGAUGAAAUUGAUGUUACGCCCGGUGAUGUCUUUGAUGUGAUUGAAGCCGAUACUGGUUCUGGGUGGACCAAAAUUAAGAACCUAUCUCAAGGUCAUGCAGUAGGUGUCGUUCCUACAUCAUACAUUGAAAUUGGCGAGCCAGUUAGGGCAAAACCAAGCGUACCACCUCCAAGAAGGAAACAUGUAAGAACUCUUGAAGUUGUUUUUGACUAUGUAGCACAGGGUGAUGACGAAAUUAGUAUCAAUGUGGGUGAUGUUGUCACAGUCAUAAAGGGCGAUGAUGGUAGUGGAUGGACUUAUGGAGAAUUGAAUGGACUAAAAGGUUUAGUACCAACAAGUUAUUGUAAAUAA
Messenger RNA from Kazachstania africana CBS 2517, 1809 nucleotides. RefSeq names its product Bzz1p (gene BZZ1). Gene Ontology annotation, biological process: regulation of actin filament polymerization. The transcript has a single exon. The record is from RefSeq and is a predicted model, not a curated record. Lineage: Eukaryota; Fungi; Ascomycota; Saccharomycetes; Saccharomycetales; Saccharomycetaceae. Bases 1 to 1809 code for a protein of 602 amino acids. Gene Ontology annotation, molecular function: protein binding.